Messenger RNA from Triticum turgidum subsp. durum (durum wheat), 402 nucleotides. The record is from the annotation of a GenBank genome assembly. NCBI's taxonomy places the organism in Eukaryota, Viridiplantae, Streptophyta, Magnoliopsida, Poales, Poaceae.
AUGCACGAGUUGCGGUCUUUGCAGCUGUUUGGCAAUUGCCUCACCAAUAAAGGACUGGCAGCUAUCCUGGACAAUUACCGGCACCUGGAGUCCCUUGACAUUCGUUAUUGCUUCAACAUCGACAUGGAUGGCGCGCUGCGCUCAAAGUGUGCUAGGAUAAGCCCAGUGAGGCUUCCCAAUGACUCAACUGAUGAUUAUGACUUCGAGGUGCAGGAGCCUAUCUGGGCGGAUUCAGGGUCCUUUUCGGCUGAUUAUACGGGAUCUGGUUCUGACUAUGAGCUUGACUCGGAAGAUUACGAUGACUACUGUGAUCCUUCCCGCUACCUUGAUGGUGUGUACGAGGACGAGCUUAAUGAAGAAGAUAGGAUGCUUCUCAGGGGUAUGCGCAUGCUAAUGAAGUGA